AUGUCCGCCACUAUUGACCCCGUGAAGGCGAAGCUGGAGACAACAUUCUGGGAGUUGACGAACCCCGCCAACCCAGCGAAACACAAUGAAGAAAAGGCAAUUGACGUCGUCGCUGUUCACGGACUGAACGGUCAGCCACAUGCCGCGCAUUGGGAGAAUGAAGAUGGUAGCAUGUGGCUAUGCGACCUUCUUCCGAAGGAUAUCCGACAUGUAAGAGUGUUUGGACUCGCAUACGACCCGAAAGAACUCCUCGUUGGCUCAAAUUAUGCGGCUGAUUCACUGGCGCAAUUCCUACUCGCGAGACUUUGGGUCGCUCGCGAAGAUGACCCCAAACCGCGGCCGCUCGUCUUUCUUGCGCAUGGAUUCGGAGGGUUUGUGGUAGAGAAAGCCAUCAAUUACCUCACCGAAAGCCAGACAGACCUCGCCGCGUUAACACCUUGUAUCAAGAAAGUUAUCUUUCUCAGCACACCGCAACGCGCGCCCGAUGAAAUUGAGUGGAACUCGCUGUUGGGAAAUUGCAUGGCGGACUGUAUGGACUGGCGCGCACCAUUCUUCAGCCAGCCAGUCGACGAGAUUCUGGAGUUGCUUCGAGAGAACAAGGCGUUUCUGCAAGAAGUUACGACCGAGUUCAAGAAGAAUGUCGCGCGCCUGAAGAUCAAGAUUUUCUCAUGCUACGAAGAAGUCCCAACACCUCCGCUUGAGAAAUGUUCCGUGAACGAAACGAACGCGUCCCUGGACUUGAAGCUCGAAAAGCUGCGCGCAAUGCCUGGGUGCAACCACAUCAGUAUCGCCAAGUACUCAAGAAGGGAAGAUGAGAACUAUCAAGCGAUCAUGUUGGCGAUUAAGAAGGUUCUGAGGUCAGCUUCGGCGGAGAAGCCAGCGACAAAGGUUACCAAGGGCCCCUCGCAGGUCAGUAUAUCCGUGACCAUCCAACCUCCAAUACCCCCGGGGACAAAGAAGCCAGUCAAGGGCUUCUCAGAGGUAGGCGCGAAUACGCACGUCGCUCCUGCGUUUGCUGUCAAGCCGCCAAAACUGCAGGCUCGCCGGCAGCACUCUGCCCCUGUCGUCGCUCGGGACGGGUCAGACCCUGCCCAGUCAAUACCCAAGAUGGCGCCAUCACCAGCCGAGCUACCACAGUCUGCACCGUCUGCAGGUUCACUUCCUCAACCGCCGGACCGCAACAAGUCGAUUACGCGACGACAUCCUCAAACCAGCGUUCUGGUAGGGCCGUCGGCGAGACAACUAUCCACGUCCGCGAUAUCGGGCAAGGGAAACAUUGCGAGUCAGGAGCUGCCUACGAGCUUACCUGAUCAAUCAAACCCGCAUAUGCAGGAACCAAAACGUCCGAACGAAUUGUCGGAUUCGGUACCACCGGCGAAGCGCCAGGAACUGGAUCAGGGCGGGCUAAAGGGACCUGGACACUCAAAGCAGUCGGUUGGUAUUACUCCUCAGGCACUGUCUGGUAGUCGAGAAGGCUCGACCAAGGGAAAACAUUCACAGGUUGCCGUUGCACCACCAAGCACGACACGGCAUGAGCUGGACGCAACGCUCCCGCAAAAACUUGGACCUGCCGCUGGGCCACCUCCACCAGCUCAAGGCCCGAGUCAGAAGACGACUUCGGGUGUUAUCCAAAGUAUCCCCACCCAUGACUCUACUACCACUGGUGGACCGGCUUCUAUGGGACCUGGUGUUCCUCAACAGGCGUCCACAGGGUCUCGUGAACUACCCACACAAUCGAAACCUCCCCUGGCGUCGCCACCGCAGCAGCCGCCUCUAUCAUCCCUCGCAGCAGGGGAGAAUGUACAACAACCGCAACCCCUCGGAGGCCCGCGCGUUCAGAAUACUCCGAAUCGCACAUCUAACGUAGGGCAUGGUCCUGCGCAUACUGGGCCUGCGGUUGCCAAGGCACCUCAGCAGGUGAAACCGAAGCCUGUACCGCUGACAACUAGUCCGCCACAUUCGUCGGGGACGGUCGAGAAGGGCGCUCCGUCGCACACCUCAACCAAGAUUCAUGUCGAGCAGAAGGUUACAACCGGUUCAUCUAACGUAGUCCACGGGCCAAGCACUGGCCCCGCGGUACCACACCCACCAUCGGGGACUCGCCAACCACUCUUCCAGGGAAUGCCUCCGCCACAGAACGUACACUCAGCAUUCUCCGCCCCGACAGGUCAACCCGAUAAACCACAAGUACCGCUGAAGAUGUCGAGUCCAAAUGGGCCUAUCAGUGCUCCAACUGCACCCCAUGGCACAUCUCAGGCCACACCACUGAUUACGAAGCAGGCCCAUUCAGGGGCGCGCGAGCUACCCCCACAGGCCUCUCUCCCUACCGCACAGAAGCCCCCAUUACAUUCUCCGGCAACAGCACCUCAAGCGCACGUCUCAGGAAGUUUCAACAGCUUCAUCCAAAAUAUUUCGGUUCAUGCGACAAGCCAAUCGAUUCAUACCCAGGUCGAACCCAAAACUGGCCGAGGAAGCCCAGAGCAUGGCCACCUUCCAUCUAAACCUUCGCCGAUUCCACCACAAAGGUCAUCCAUCCAUGGACCUACUCCGCCGAGCUCAGCUAAACAUGGUCCGGCUACUGGAGGAUCCCAGGGAUAUACGGCCUUUAAACCAUUUACGGAGACACAGGCAACAUCGCAUAUGCCGCCCAAGGGACCUAUACCAUUUCGCCCAGGACUUGUACAACAUUCCCAUUCUACAUCAGAUGUUCUCACGACGUCAUCUGUUAUGGCUCAAGGACAUAGCACAAGCGCCGGUGUACCCACUCAUUCAGGGCAUAGGCAUUCCAUAGCUGCGUUGCCAAGCAUUCUGUCAUCGGGACCUACUGCUAGCAAGGGAGUCCCCUCAUCUGCUUAUGCUCAGCCUCAGCGACCAUCGCCUACCCAGACGCAAAGCAAAACGCCGCCAUCGUUAUUUCCUGCAUCAUUGCGCGUCCAUGCUAAGCCAGCGCGGUUUGCUCCAAGUAUAGCAAAGUCCGUUCCCAUGCAUUCCGAUUUUGCGCAGACGAGCAGUGCACAUAUGCCGCCGGCGCAGCCGUCAAGGCCUCCUCCGGGCCCUACUGCCCCGAUGCCGCAUUCCGGAUCUGCUAAGCCACCAUCACGUCCAUCCUCGAUGUCCGGACCUCCCGGUGGGUGGUUUAGAGGCAAGCACUCGGCGCCGGCACCAAGCGGAGGACCUCUUGCACGCCCACCGAUGACCACUGCAGCGACCCAUCCGCCCUCUGGCCCUCCACAUCGUCCUAGCGGAAAUGCUCCACCGCGCCCAUUCACGCUGUCGGAUCCCCCAAGCGUACGUCCGGGUGUGCAGCCUACAGCUGCUAUAACAGGCGGCCAUCCACCGAGCCGCCCGGCAUUGUCGGGCCACUCAAGCCAACCACCAUCAGGCCCGCCAGGUCGUCCAACCGGGACUGUGCCGUAUCGCCCAUUCACCAUGUCUGGUCCUCCAGUGGCUACACCUCCCAAACCACCAGGUCUCGUAGCAGGUCUUGCACCAGGCUCGGAAGGAGCACCAGGUCCCGGCCCAUCCGCAAAACCACCAUAUCGACCAUAUUCGGUCUCCGGACCACCGAGUAAUCUUCUGCCUGGCGGAAGAGGCGGACCACCACCGCUACUCACAAGAAAACAACAGCCGCCCUCCAUAAUUUCCGGAGCUCCAUUCCCCCGCCCUCCUGCACUUAACGCAGGUCCUCCCAAAUCCGCAGUUCCGCCAAAUCGCCACUCCAUCUCCGGUCCUCCACCACACUCCCUCCCAAAGGGACUCCAGCCUGGCCCGGCGCCUUUGGCUAAACCAGGAUUCCUCCGUAGUCUCUUUGGAGCCAAUCAGCCUGGACCGCCAAAGCCACAACCGUCCAACCCGGCGCAAGGACGGCCACCACUUGGGAAGCCACCACCUCCGCGCCCUGGUCCUGGCGGGAGGCCUCCUGGUGCAAAACCACCACCCACGGGUCCUCCUGCAGGCAUGAAGCCGGGCGGCCCUCCGAAACCUCCUGGCCCGAAACCAACACUGGGAGGCGGAUAUCAGCCAUAUCGCGGUCCACAAGGCCCAUCUGGGAAGCCCCCGGGGUCACGUCCAAGUGGCGCGACACCACCACACGCCGGGCCCCCGAAACCGGGUCCUGGAGAUAAGCCCUCAGGGCAUCAUGGACCGCAUCUUGGACCCGCUCAUGGGCCCCACCAUGGGCCUCACCACGGAGGGCACCACGGUCCUCAUCACGGUUCCCACCAUGGACCGGAUCAUGGUCACGGUCCAGGCCACGGCCACGGCUGGUUCGACUGGCUUCAUGCGGGUCAGCAUCAUCCACCUGGUGCAAACGUACUUGUAGAUCCCGCGCACCAUCCUCCGGAGACGAAGCCCGAAGAGACCAAGCCCCCAGAGACACAACCUGAGGAAACGAAGCCAACAGAUACAAAGCCUGAAGGAAGUAAACCACCCGCAUCGGGAACCGAAGAGACGAAACCAACAGCAGAAACUAAGCCGGAGGAGACUAAGCCACCAGGAUCACCCAUCGCAGAGACGAAACCGGAGGAUGAAGGAACGGAGACUAGCCCUUCAGAACAAGGCAGUCAACCCACAGCCGCGGAGAGAUCACCUUCGAAUGACAACAAACCUGUCGGCCCAUCUGUACCUGGUACUGACACGUACACAGGCGUGGACCCAACGUCCAUCAAUACUAGCUCAGGCGGCCCCGGGUCUCAGUAUGUCAAUCAAGUACCGGUUUCGGUUACAGCAGGACAAGAGAGCACCGCACCAGUAGAGGGAGAUAGAAGUCUGCACACGGACUCUGCACCUCAUUUCACCUUUAUCCAGCCUCAGUCACAAUCGUUAUACAAUAUGUACGCGCCUUACCAACCGGUCUCAACAGAGCAGGCAAUGGCCACAGAGCCCGAGACAUCUCGGUCUUUGACAGAUAACACGCCGAAUCUCGGGGUUGUCCAUCCGCAGACAGUUUAUAAUGCGUAUCCAGGAUCUGGAGACACACCCCUCCCGGAAAAUGCAGGGCAAAUCCCACCUUCCGAUACCACUCCACAUUUCGAAUUUGUCCAGCCGCAGACUGUUUAUAAAGCCAAUCCAUCCACUUCUUCAGAAGCUCUAUCCCAACCGGCAUCAGGACACGGACAACAAUAUGGAUUUGUGCAACCGCAGACGGUUCAUGAUGCACCCAGCGCUCAAGAGACGCCUGGUUUCCCUAAUUCAGACAACCAACAUCUCGAAGAUCCCCACAGUGUUGUUCCUCCACCACUACGGCCAACGCAUACUGCAGUGUUCCCCGACAUCAAAGAUGCCCGUCCACUGUCUACCUCUGUGUCCGAGGGCAGCUAUCAUUUUGGCUUCACGGAAUCUCAGACGGGGACUCCUGCAGGACCAGAGCAGUCUUUCCUCGGAUCGCACCAGACAGCUGGACAAAGUACUUCGGGAUAUGAACAACCUGGGCCGCAGGGCCAGAAUACCACUCGGCCACCGCCUGUAUUGCCAAUACAUAGCGCGGUCUUCCCGGACGUCGCCACCAUUCCUCCACCGAAAAGCUCUGAGCCUAAUUCUAGUCAGGAUAGCCCUCAUCUCGUUUUCACUCAGCCGCAGACAGCUUCGCCUGACACGGCAUAUCAACAACAUGGGUCUCAGGGCGAAGAUAAUGUGCAACCGCCACCAGUACUGCCAACACACACCCCGGUCUUCCCAAACUUUGCAAGUGCGCAUCCACCGACGACGUCUGAGUCUGAUGGCAGCCCUCGCCCUGGAUUCCAACACGAGACGGUCCGAAGCGGGCAGGGGCGGCCUUAUGUAGCCUUCCAACCACCAAGUGUACAAGCAAACGCAGGUCAGACGCAUUCAGAACCUGAAAGCCAGAGCAACACGGUGGCGCCACCAGUACGACCAAUGCACACCUCGGUUUUCCCUGAUUUCAGGGAGAGCAACCCCCCUGCGAGCCCAGGCUUAGGCAGUAGCUCUCACCUCGGAUUCACUGCACCACAGAGUGGUUACGCCGCUUACUCUAGUCCCCAAGCCGAGCCUUCGGCGGCCGGCGCAUCGACCAAGCAGCAUCAGGCUCCGUAUCAACCCCAGUGUGGUGUCGCGCCUGACGAGGGCAAUAAGCACGAGCCUGGAACUCCCGGUGACAGCUCUCAGUCGCCACCGGUGCUACAAACGCACACGGCUAUCUUCACAGGCUUCCAGAAUAGGGACAUACUACAAUCUUCAGGAACCAGCCAUAGUCCUCAGCAGCAAGAUAAGAAAGAAGCUAACGCGCCAACCGGCCAGCGUACAGGCGGCGCAGGGGAUAUUGGUCAUGAUCCCAGUGAUGACCCGGCGCAGAAAGCAGAUAUAGUCGGUGACGAAGGGCCGCGCAACUUUCUAGGGAUCUAUUAUCCUGGGGAACAAGCCGCCGGGCAAUCUCUCAAGGCACAGACAGUGGACACCCAUGCUGGUCUCGGCGAUGGUCUGGGACUACAAAACAAGUCACUAGGGAUGGGUCCGUCACAGGCUGAUGCAACCCGCGGGGAUCCCGCUGCUGGACACCAGUAUACAGCCUUUUUCCAGUCCAGUCCGAGCCUUGCGUCGCACGGUAUCAACACACCUCAAUCUUCAUCAACAAUACCAUAUCAAGCUCGCGACAUUUCAUUGGGGGCUCAGACUACGUCCAGCCCUCUAAACCCGGCUGUUAGCACAACAACUUCUCCACCGGGUGAGGCAGCCACAUACUAUGACUCCUUCGAGAAGCCGAACCCAUUCCCGGCAACCAAUCCUCAACCAACUCAACCACCGUUCCAAGCUUACCAACCCUACACGUCUCAAGCCCAACCUUACCAAGCGCAGUCGCCACAGCCUGCCCCCUACACCCCGUACACACCAAACCAAGAGCAGAAGAAGAGCUCCUCCGGGACAGGGUUGAAGGUUGCCGCAGCGGUCGUGGCCGGUGCUGCCGUGGCAGGUCUUGCUACGGCUGGGAUUAUGCAUGCUUUAGAUGAUCAUGAUGACUCCAAUGCUGAUCCGACUAGUGAUCAGACCGACGCGUCUGCUAACGCUUUUCCCCGUGACCUCUCGGGUGCACCGGGGCCUCAGGUGGAGACGGCUUCAGUAUCUGACCUCGAUGAUAGCGAUGCGUACGCUAGCACAGUUGAUUCUAGUGACCUUGAAAGCAUUGAUGCGGGUUCAGAGGAUGACCGAGAGAGAUCCAUCCAUGCGGAAGCCCAGCACGUUCCCUCUCAGGGUGCAGAGCCAAGCAGUGCAGAAACACCAGGAGUUCCAUUUGUGGGGGUAACACCCGCUCCGAACCAAUUCGACGACAACGAGGACAGUGACCAUCACGACCAUUCGGAAAAUAGCGUCGCGGAUAGCAGUGACCUUGACAGCGAUGAUGGGCACUCCGACAUUCAGAGUAUUGUGAAUAUCGACCAUCAGCAAGAAAGCGCUCGCGCAUUUGACAUCGAGCACGAUAGUCAUGACCCUUUCCAGGACCCGCAGAUGGCUCCGGCAGCAGUUCAAUUCACUUAUUCCCCUCCCGACGAAGAAGAACACGAUUCUCAUCAUGACAAUUCCAGCGUUGUGGAUAGUAGCGGGCUAGAUACCGAUGACGCUCAUACAGGUGACGGCGAAAGUGAGCAUGAUGACCUGAGUCGUGACCUGACAUUUGACGCCCAGGUCCAUGACCAGUAUGCCGAUCACGACAACGCCGGCAAUCAGUACUUGGACGAGCCAUACUUUGCUCAUGCUGACGCUGAGCAUCCUGUUGAUUCCACGAAUGUAUCCGAUCCAAGCGUAUCCGAUGAACAUGAACAUGAAGAGGACCAUGACGUACCCGACUCAGACGACCAGAGCGUUUCUGAUUCCACCUACAGUGCGCACCCAGAUACCGAUUACGAGCACAGCGAACCUGGGCAGGGUAUUGAGGAACACGGCGACCAGGAUUUCGGCCAUCAGUAUGAUACAGCCGGUUUUGACGACACCCAGUAUGAUUCGGACUAUGAGCAACAUCUUCAGCGAGACAUGGAAGACAUUGACGAGCAGCAUGCGAGUGAUGACCAGCAUGAGAGCGAUGAGCACGUCGAGCAUGGGGUCGAGGAUAGUGACGCCGGAGAUGAUAGCGAUGAGCACCAUGGAGAGAUGGGAUCUCACACGGGUUACCCCUAUCAGGGUCAGGACUCGGACCAAGAGCACAAUGAUGGAGAUAGUGAGGUUGCGGGCGAUGAACCUCCGUCUCAACCGGGCUAUUGGCAUGGUGACGACGAUGAAGUCGCAUCUCCAGGCACUCAGCACCUAAGUGGACAUUGGGAAGGAGACGAUGAUGAUGACGAUGAGAACGAUACCAAUCAGCAUCCGGCUGGAUAUUGGGAGGGAGAUGAUGAUGACGAUGAGGCUGGUGAGACAAAUACCAACCAGUAUCCUCAAGGGUAUUGGCAGGGAGACGAUGGCGAGGAGAAUGAUGAUGAUGAUGACAGUAAUGAUGGCAAUGAGGACAGCGACGAUAGUGAGGAUGGCGAGGAUAACGAGGAUGAGGUCAACGCGACCCAGUAUCCACAAGGGUACUGGCAGGGAGGCGAUGAAGAUGAGGAUGGUGAGGACUAUGACAGUGAGAAUGGCGAUGAAGCUACCGACGAGGAUGAAGGCGAAGAUGAAGACGGGGUACCUCAGUCUCCUGCUGGAUACUGGCAAGGGAACGACGAGGACGAGGGGAACGAAGAUGACAGUGAUGACGAUGAGAAUGACGACGACGUGGAUGAGGAUGAGUCCCACUAUCAGAACCAGUACCAACAAGACAGCGAUGAUGAUGAGGAUGAUGAUGAUGACGACGAUGACGAUGACGACGAAGACGAGGAGCCAGCGAAUGCAUAUCAAACUCAAUACUACGAUCAGUCUCAGUACCAAGACUACGGUGGCGGCGCUGAUGAAGAUGAUGACGAGGACGAUGACGAGGAUGAGGACGAAGACCGAGGCCAGUAUCAGCAGUACCAGGCCGACUACUCCCAGGAAUAUCAGCAGGAGUAUCCCCAACAGGAAUAUAUCCAGCAAGAAUACCAACAGGAGUACUACGAGCCGGAACCCGUCUACCAAGAGCAGUACCAAGAGCCGGAGCCCGUGUACCAGCAGGACUACCAACAAGAGUACCAGGCGGAACCAGUCUAUCAGCAAGAGUACUACGAGCCGGAACCUAUCUACCAACAAGAAUACCAGCAGGAAUACCACGAGCCAGAGCCCGUGUACUAUGAGGAACAGGCCAACUAUGACUAUUCCGGCGGGUAUGAGGAGACUGAGUAUGACUACGGAGGAGGCUAUGAUGAGGGCGGGUAUGAUGCAGGCGACUAUUACGAGGAGUACUAG
Molecule: messenger RNA, 9312 nt
Organism: Aspergillus calidoustus
Lineage: Eukaryota; Fungi; Ascomycota; Eurotiomycetes; Eurotiales; Aspergillaceae
Source: the annotation of a GenBank genome assembly